Messenger RNA from Aspergillus sclerotioniger CBS 115572, 3772 nucleotides. Its product is annotated as SAGA histone acetyltransferase complex subunit SPT7. Gene Ontology annotation, cellular component: SAGA complex; SLIK (SAGA-like) complex. Lineage: Eukaryota; Fungi; Ascomycota; Eurotiomycetes; Eurotiales; Aspergillaceae. Gene Ontology annotation, biological process: regulation of transcription by RNA polymerase II. Gene Ontology annotation, molecular function: protein heterodimerization activity; structural molecule activity. The transcript is spliced from 4 exons. The record is from RefSeq and is a predicted model, not a curated record. Bases 139 to 3660 code for a protein of 1173 amino acids.
UUUCCUUGCACCUGCCCGCGGGUCUCUAUGUCUUUUUCCGCCCGGAAAAUCCCCCUCUCCUGCCCCAGCUGGACCUGAUCCUAACCGUGGAGAAAGAGCCCCCCUCGCCCGCCCCAGAACCGGGGUCUUGGAGCGAACAUGUCGCUCGGACACCACCACGCCUGGCUUCCCCCAGGUCAUCUGCGCCCGCCUGAUGAUUUCCAUGAUGCGCGGUCCAUCAAUGGCUACCCCAAAUCAUUUUCCGGUUCUCGAACCCCCCAGAUGCGCGCUUCGGCCGAUGCCGACGGGUCUCACGCGGGCGGUCUGAUAUCGGAUGCGGAUAUUGCAGGUGAUGAGGACCCGCGCAUCGCCAUGUUCCGCGAAAUGUACAAACGGAGUGAGGCGAAGAUAAAUACCCUCUUUGCCAACCAGAAGUCGGCCGAAGAUGCCCACCGUGGCGCGGUCCCUGACUUCGACGGCCCCCAAACCAUGAACCAACGCGCCGACGAACCCGCUCCGCUCCCGGCGCCCCCUAAGAAGCCCGCCAGAAAGCUAGACGACGAUGACUAUGACGAGUAUGAUGAGGAUGGUGAAGAUGAAGCUGACACUCCCCCCCCUGCGAAGAGCAGGUCUCUUGGUUGGUCCCAGGUCCCGAGUAGUUUCCCGUCGCCCAGUCGACCACCCAGCGGCUCCAUCUCGGUAGGCCCUGAUGCGCAAAAGGAGGCCAAGAAGGAGACACUGGAGGACAUCCGCAAGAAGCUAGAGGAAGACAAGAAGGCAACCGAGGAAGCUGCCAGAAGAAGCUUCCACACCCUCUUUUAUACAUUAGAGAACGAUAGAGAUGCCAUGUUGGAUCAGCAGCGGCUAGAAGAGUCGGAGCGACAGGUUGAAGCUGAAAUGUCGGGCCAGGCGAGUGCGGGCAGCAAUGCAAAUCCGACUUCCAACGGAUACGGGUCGCUGAGCAGCGCGAACCUGGGCGCCUCGAGCCUGACCCUGAAGAACCUGAUCGCACGGAUUGAUAUGAAGCGGAGUCUAGUCCAAGCCUCCGAUGCGGAACUUCGGAGUCUGAUGAGCGAGGUCAGGAAGAACCGAAGUAAAUGGGCCAGCGAGGACAAGAUCGGCCAGGAGGAGUUGUAUGAAGCGGCGGAGAAAGUCCUCAGUGAGCUCAAGGCGAUGACCGAGCAUUCGAGUGCGUUCUUGACUCGAGUCAACAAGCGCGAUGCGCCUGACUAUUACACGAUCAUCAAGCAUCCAAUGGAUCUAGGUACUAUGACCAAGAAACUCAAAGCUCUGCAAUACAAGUCGAAGCAGGAGUUUGUUGAUGACAUCAAUCUGAUAUGGUCCAAUUGUUUCAAGUAUAACACUAACCCGGAACACUUUCUCCGCAAGCAUGCCAUGUACAUGAAGAAGGAGACGGAGAAGCUCGUGCCACUCAUCCCGGAGAUCGUCAUUCGAGACCGCGCUGAAGUCGAGGCAGAAGAGCGGAGACUGCAGAUGGCGGAGCUCGAUGGCGCCGAAGAGAGCGACGACGAGCCGAUCAUGUCGUCCCGUGGUCGUAAGGCCCCAGGAAAAUCAUCGUCGAAGAAGGGAACGGCUCCGGUUCGGAACACCCCUAGCGGGUCAGAGCCUCCCGGUGGCCAGGCCUCUCAGCCCCCGGGUCCUGUGCGUUCGGAUUCUGAUGUGCCAAUGGAAGGGACUCAAAAUGGGUUUGCAACGCCACCUCCCGGCACGCAGACACCCUCCGAUCCUGCCGGUGUUGGUGCUGGUCUGCCAGGAAGCCAGAGUGACGCCAUGGAAAUUGACGGUCUCAUCCCAACCAGCACUAUAGUGAACGCCUUACCUGCGUCGGGGGUGGAAUCGGAAGACCCCGAGUACAAGGUUUGGAAACAGGUGACGAAGAAGGAUCGAGCGGUUAUCGCUGCUGAGAGGCAUCGGCUCUUCAAAGGCGACAAGCUCAACCCUGAGGAGCCGGCCUUGCUCCGGACUAAGGCUGGCAUGCGACGGUGGCUAAGAAACCAGAAACAGGUCAUUGCGGAGGGCGAUAAGGCGCGUGAGUCGACUUCACAAGGCCUGGAGUCGGGCGGCGCAGGGGAAACACUAGCAGAAGGCAUUGAGGUGGAUGAGGAUCGAGUGAUCCCUGACUAUUACGAUGUCAUGUCGGGGGUCCCCGACUUGCCUGCUCAGCUACUCUGGAAAGAAGACUCUGAUGGCAACAUCGUGGAUGCAUCCGAAGAGUUCUUGAGAGUGCUCCCUCGAGGCUCCUUCACGCAACCAGACAGUAAAUUGGCCCGAAAGAUGGAUGCCAACAUGCGCCAGAUGCAGGAGACGCGGAAGAUCUGCUCGAAAAUCGGCAUCGUGAAGCAGAUGCAACUGCAGUCCCAGAUGUACCAGAAUCAAUUCCAGAAAUACCAGCCGGAGCCGUUCGUCGAGCAGGAUGUGCCAGCUCAUGUGAUGAACGAUGGGGGACCGGUCGUUUCUCCCUGGGUCUGCCGGGCUGCCUUACAGCGCUCCGUGGCGAAGAUCUUCUACCACACCGGCUUUGAGGAAUACCAGCCAUCUGCUCUGGAUGCGGUUACAGAUGCGGCCUCCGACUUUUUUCAAAAGAUUGGCGAGACGCUGAAGUCUUAUAUGGAGUCCCCCAAGGUACCGGUGACCGACUCGGCCGAUGCCACCGCUGCCACUCAGUGGAAGCGAGCCUAUACCGAGCCGGAGAUCGUGCUCCAUACCCUCUCGUCGGUCGGCAUUGAUGUGGAAUCUCUGGAGUCCUACAUCAAGGACGACGUGGAACGGCUUGGCACGAAGCUCUCUACCGUACAUGACCGGCUGCGCUCGCUGCUUUCCGAGCUCUUGCGACCGGCCCUUGCCGAUGGCGGGGAGGACGGCUCCAGCGCCUUCCAUGAUGGCAGUGAACAGUUCAUUGGCGGGGACUUUGCUGAGGAUAUCGACGAGGACUUCUUCGGGUUCAAGGAGCUUGGGCUUGACAAAGAGUUUGGUCUGGCUACCCUCAGCGUACCUCUUCACCUCCUACAGAACAGGAUGUACAAUGCCGCCCAGGCCCAGAACACAAGUGCUGCCCAGGCCGUCACACUGUAUCCACCACCGCCUUCAUAUCCGCGCAUCACGUCGGCGAACCUUUCGUCGCAAAUCGGCUUGGUCCAAGGAUUCUUUGGGUCGAAGCUUCAGACCAACAACAACGAGCCGCUGGUUGAAGACCUGGAGCUGCCACCGAAACAGCGGCCGAUGGCCGCCCGGCCUAGACUUCCCGCGUCCGGCAAAAUCCCACCGCCUUCGGGGCCCUCAGGCCCCUCGUCCAGUCCGCAGAAGCGUCCGCUCCCGCCAACCGCCCCGGGCCAACCCGCCGCGAAGCCCCCGGCCUCAGAACCCAGCAAGAAGAAACUCAAGAAAAACAGCGGAGUCGCCCUGAGUGCCCCUGAUCCACCGGCCGAGGGCGACGAUGCCGCUGCGGGCGCAGAGAGCAGCAAGGCUACAAACCCGUCAAGGACCACCUCUGGCAAAGCUUCCACAACAGAGGCAAAGGAUCAGUCGGCGGCACUCGAGGGCGCCGGUGUCGACAAACAUGCGCCAACGGGCCCAGCCGUGGUGAAUUCCAAUCACAAUAACGACAGCGCCGCGCCCCCGCCACGAGAGGACUCUGCAACGAUGCUGAGUAUUCGAGGCUGAACGGGACGGCGGAUGAUGCGUCAUGAUGUGUAUGAUCAUCUACCUUUUCCUCUGGUAUGGGGACGGCCCGGGGGUUUUGUACUGUAGUUUUCUCUCUCUCUUUCUCUCUUUC